CUUGAAUUGGAUGAUCUGAUGGGCUCCCGGCAACAUCUCCAAGCUCCAUACCUCCCGACCUCGCCUACGUAAAAAGUGUCAGAGCUCCCCCGAGAGCCCCAUUCUGUCCUUCAGUCCCGUCCAGACCCGACUACUCGACCUCGACGCCGAUUACAUACUUGCCGAAACCGGACAUCCUAUAAAUACAGCUUCAAAGUCGAUCCAAUGGCGCCCCCGUCGAACCCCCGCAGCGUCUCGGACGCGACACGCUUCACCCCGACGACUCCCCAUGCCAGCUCCAAGUCCGCGGAUCCCCGGCUCAACACCCCCAAGGGCUCGCCAACAGGUCCCAAGGAGCCCAAGAUGCCCGGCACUCCCAAGUUCGUCGAGACACCAGAGCAAAGGGUUGCGCGGUUAAGAGCUGCACACUUGAAGGCGAAGCAGGCGCAGGUUUCGAGGAUGGAUCGGAUCAUCGACGGCAGCAGACGCUUCUUCGACUCGGCUCACAAGGUCACCGUCUUGGGGUUGAUUGGUUUCACAGUGAUGGCCGGCCUGGUAACCGCCUACACCGCCGCCGACAUGAUGGUGUACAACAAGAAGCGCAAGGCCGAGUUCAUCGAGGCGCAGAAGAAGAUGGAGGCUGAUUCGCUCGAGGCCGCCCGCCUGGCCUACAUCACCGGCAAGGCGACCGAGGAGCAGACCGCGCUGGUGGAGGAGUACCUGGAGCGUGAGCGCGAGGCCGGCCGUCCGAAGCCCUCCAUUUUCUCCAAGCUCCCCAGCGUCAUCGGCGCCCCGACUCCCAUCACGAACGAGACGACAGAGCAGACGACAACGAGCGUAUCAGAGGCGGCGACAUGGCCCGCUGCGACAACACCGAAGGCGACCGAGGAGCAGCCUGCGGCGGUGGAUGCGGCUACCACGGAGAAGUCGGGACUUUGGGGCUGGCUUACCGGCUCGCUGAAGAAGGAGGAUGUUGCCGCGGGUGCGGGACAGCAAGCCCCUACACUGGUCGGUGCUGUGAAGCAGGAGACGAGCGCCAUCAAGGAGAAGGCGCAAGCGGCGUUUGAGAAGGAGAAGGAGAACCAGAGGAAGGGUGGCCCCCUUGACAAGGUGGGCUUGCCUGAGCAGAAGUGAGUGAGCUGAAGCGGAUGGAGAAAGGGAUGAAGAGGUCAAUCUUUGGGUGGACGAAUGAAGAUGGAGCGGUCUUUCAUGACCGUGAGGGACGAAGGAGUAGGGUCAUCAAGCCGAUUUGCUCACGAUGGCCAUCUCCUCGAAACCCGUCUUACGGGCAGCUUGGCCGUUUUUGGUCUGGCGAUCUUUGGCAUCACCAUGCCUCUGAUAUGAUCAAGGGAACUUCGCAUUUGAUGAGGGUAAACACAUGUUGGGCG
Neurospora tetraspora is the source of this 1367-nucleotide messenger RNA. Its product is annotated as cytochrome oxidase c assembly-domain-containing protein. The coding region runs from base 205 to 1113 and encodes 302 amino acids. The transcript is spliced from 2 exons. The record is from RefSeq and is a predicted model, not a curated record. NCBI's taxonomy places the organism in Eukaryota, Fungi, Ascomycota, Sordariomycetes, Sordariales, Sordariaceae.